CCCGUUGUUUAAUUCAAAACUUGUAAUCACUCCAUAUAAAAAGUAAAUUACAUUGCCUUCUUUGGAUUGAUUAUAUGAACCAACUCAACCAAGUAACAGAAAGAACCAAUUACAGCCUUAAAUGAUGGCAACAGGGAUUUACAAGUUGGUUCUGGUUUUCACAUUGGCAACUCUUGGAUAUGCUGAGAGGAGCUUAUACGGAGAUAAUAGUUUUGGAAUGGGGAUUCAGGAAUGUGAAACCGGCGAAGGAGAUGGCAUUGAUGAGCUGUUAGACUUCCCGUCAUCAUUUACAAGUCAUCGUGGGAACAAAGUUGUUGUCAAUGUGGAUAGCUUUGGUGCUCUUGGUGAUGGAGUUUCUGAUGAUACUCAGGCGUUCACAGACGCAUGGACACAAGCUUGUUCUGCAGAACAAUCAGUCCUCUUGGUUCCAUCAGAUCGCCGUUACCUGGUCAAUGCCACGAGAUUUAAAGGUCCUUGUGUGCGCAACUUAGUAGUCCAGAUUGAAGGAACAAUUGUAGCACCGGAUGAGCCUGAAAACUGGGAUGCAAAAAACCCAAGAGUUUGGCUUGCUUUCUCAAACUUGCAAGCAGUCACAUUCCAAGGAAAAGGGGUUCUUGAUGGCUCUGGAAGAAAAUGGUGGGCAGCCUCUUGCAAAAAGAACAAAACCAAUCCUUGCAAAGGAGCACCAACGGCUUUUACUAUAGAUUUAAGUUCUGCUAUUAAGGUUAAAGACCUUACAAUUCAGAACAGCCAACAGAUGCACUUCACCAUAUCUCGGUCAGAAUCUGUGCGUGUCUCUGACGUAAAAGUUUCUUCCCCAGGAGACAGCCCUAAUACAGAUGGAAUUCAUAUAACUGAGUCAAAAAAUGUUGUACUCCAGAGCUGCCAAAUAGGAACAGGUGAUGACUGUAUCUCAAUUGUGAAUGCUAGCACGAAUAUCAUGAUGAAGAAGAUCUACUGUGGACCUGGCCAUGGAAUCAGCAUUGGGAGCCUUGGAAAGGACAACUCUGUUGGAAUAGUGACAAAGGUGGCAUUGGAUACUGCCUUCAUACGAAAUGCUACCAAUGGCCUUCGAAUUAAGACCUGGCAGGGAGGGUCUGGUUAUGUCCGCACAAUACGUUUCCAGAAUGUAAUGAUGGAGGAUGUAUCCAACCCCAUCAUCAUUGACCAAUUUUAUUGUGAUUCUCCAAAAUCUUGCCAAAACCAGACAUCUGCAGUACAAAUAAGUGGGAUUGUUUACAAGAACAUCAGUGGAACUUCAAAGAGUCAAAAUGCAAUGAAAUUUGCAUGUAGCAACAGUGUACCUUGUAGAAACAUUGUGUUGAACAACAUUAACCUGGAGACUAGAGAUGGCACUGCCGAGGUCUACUGCAACUCCGUCACCGGAAUUGGCUAUGGAUAUGUACAUCCGUCUGCUGAAUGUCUCAACUCAUCUGAGCAGAAAGUUAUGCAGCACAUAGAGGCUGAGCUAGCAGAAAAGAAUAAAUUUGUCCACCUUAUUCACACUGAGCUAUAAGAGCUUCUGAUGAGAUAUUUUCUUGAAAACACAUUAUUAUUUUUUCUUUAGUUUACUAUUUUGCCUAAGUUGCUAAAUCAUUACUAGGUGUCUCGGUAGCUGUACAGUCAAAAUUAAGACCGUUUGCUUCGAAAUACUCAGUGACUACUUGGUCUUGUAUUAGUAAAAGUAAUAACAUGAAUGCUACAGGCUUCUAAUAACAAUGGUCUUAAUAUAAUGUUAUAAAUAAAUGAAAAACAAUAAAGAUUCCCAAAGCAAAAAACUGCACCACACAGUGUGAGAGAUUCAUGGAAAGAAAUAAAAAGUUUAAUUUUAAGGGUACCCUCAAAAUAAAAGGAAAGGGUAUGAAAAGUUCACUACGAUCAGACAAGUCGAACUGUUCGACCAAGGGUAUGAAUGGAAAGAAAUAAAAAGUUUCUAUUGUUGCAUAUUUCAAACUACCUGAAAAGAAAUUGAGAUCAUACCAAAGUCUACUAAAACAGAUUUAUACCUCUUUUUAUCUCUUCUUCCAGGCAUGAUGCCCAUGCUAUAGGGCUCCACUUGAUUCCUCCAAUUGUUUGAGACAGAAUAAAUUUCCUUUAAGAACUCUUCUAUGGUAUUAUAAAAAAAAUAGAAGUAAACAACAAACAUACAAGCCCAUUUCACAUAAUUUCGUGAACAAACCAAAACAAACAUACCCAAUAUGUCCUACUUGGAUGUAGGUCCCGAGGAGGAUGAAAUCUAUUCAGACCUUACAUAGUUACAUCUAUCCCAAGUAGUAGAAAGGUUGUUCCUGUGAAGAUUUCAUCUAAAAAAAAUUACAAAGUUUUGAGGUGGUAAAAACUUAAAUAUUAGUGAUCUCUUGGGAAACUUUGAAAAUUUUGUAAAUGAUUGAAGUAAUAGUAAAAUGCAUCCAAUGGCAAAAAGUAGUGUGAAUAAUGUGGUAAAAACUGUUUAGACAAUAAUUUUACAUGAUUUCAUGAACAAACCAAAACAAACACACCCAAUAUGUCCUAAUUGGGUGUAGAUCCCGAGGAGGAUGAGAUCUAUUCAGACCUUACAUAGUUACAUCUAUCCCAAGUAGUAGAAAGGUUGUUCCUGUGAAGAUUUCAUCUAAAAAAAAAUUGCAAAGUUUGGAGGUGGUAAAAACUUAAAUAUUAGUGAUCUCUCAGAAAACUUUGAAAGUUUUGUAAAUGAUUGAAGUAAUAGGAAAAUGCAUCCAAUGGCAAAAUGUAGUGUGAAUAAUGUGGUAAAAACUGUUUAGACGAUAAACACCAAGUCACCAACUAAACAAGACAUAUAACAACUUCAAAAAGGACAGACAACAUCGAGAGUAAGAGAAUACAAAAAAUUGGGUAGAAACAUGACACACAUAAUAAUCAAGAAUACGAAGAAUUACAAAUAAAAAUGCAAAUCAAGUAAUGGUACAGUCAAUUUGUUAACUUACAUUAGCUUCGCGCAAAUUCCAAUAGAGAAAGCAUGUUUUAACUUUUGAUUUCCACAUACCACACAUCCUACACUCUCAAACCACCAAAUAUUAUGUCACAUAGUCUUUCCUCCUUUGUAAGCUCUUUGUUAUGGUACUCAGCUUCCAAGAUUUUCUUUUCCUUCCUGUAGAUUUCUAGCUCACCAGCUCUGCCAUUUUCUUCAAGGCCAUUUAAUAGGACGGAGUAUGUUCCUAAAGCAACAUUUAUCCCUUCCUUUUUCAUCUUUUCAAAUGUUUCAAGUCCUUUGUUAGCAUUAGCAGACGAGAAGUAAGCACGGAUUAGACUAGUGUAAACAACAGUGCAUUUUUCUUCAUAAGGCAGCAGGCAAAAUACCUUCUCAGCAAAAGCAUGGCCAUUUGAACAGCCAAGCCUUUGUAUUAGAAGAGCGCUAAGUUGUGAACCCAGAGUUUGUCCAGCACCUAAAAUUGCUUCAACAACCUCAACUAUUCUCUGAAAAGAAUUUUGUCUGACAAGUACACCGAUUAAAGUUAGAUAUGUGGUUUUCUCAAUGUCUAUGCCAAGUUUUUUGCAGAAAUCAAAUGCUAAUAAAGCCCCAUUUUGUCUCCCACAGUUACAAUUUGCCUCAAUAAUACUUGAGAUGAUUCCAGAGUCCAAUCCAAAGCAUUUCCCCAGCAAAUCAGUUAUCACAUGAUCAAUGGCUAUCAAGUUAUGCUUGUUCAACAAAUACAUGACAAGUUUUUCUUCAAGCUUGAAUCUGACAUCCAUAAUAGUGGAAUUAGAUUCAAAUGGCUGCACCUCCUGAUUGCAAUGAUAUGAUGAAAAGUGACGGUUAACUUGCUUAAGAAGAAUAACAUCGCUCACGCCUGACAUAUUUAAUAUUUCAAGAGCCUCCUGAUACACUGAGUAACGAAGGACAAGAGAGUUAUUUUUCAUGUACUCAAGAAUUUUCCUCAUGGUCCUUGUUUCCCUUGCUUUGCAGCAUUUCUCAAUCAAAAUAUUGCAUGUAGCUUUGUCUGGUUGUACCCCUGCUUCUUGCAUUUUAUUAAAGAUAUCUACAACUUUAUCAAACUUUCCUG
Messenger RNA from Cuscuta epithymum, 4019 nucleotides. The record is from the annotation of a GenBank genome assembly. Lineage: Eukaryota; Viridiplantae; Streptophyta; Magnoliopsida; Solanales; Convolvulaceae.